CCGCCGUCGCUCCGGCUGGGCCCGGAGUGUGCCGGUGGCAGCAUGGCGCUCCUCUUUCUCCUAACUCUUAUCAUGCAGGCCGUGAGCCGGGCUGAGAUGGGUGCCGCGGAUCUGGAGCCGUCCUCGGUGCCUAAACCAACCAAUGUUAAAAUCGAAUCCUAUAACAUGAACGCUGUUGUAUUUUGGGAAUACCAGGUCAUGCCACAGACCCCUCUUUUUACCGUACAAGUGAAGAGCUACGGGAAAACACAUUGGAGUGAUGCCUGCAUCAAUAUUUCUCAUCAUUAUUGUAAUAUUUCUGAGCACUUUGGUACUCCAUCACGUUCUCUCUGGGCCCAAGUUAAAGCUAAGAUUGGACAAAAAGAAUCUGCUUAUGUAAAAUCAAAAGAGUUUAAUUUGUGCCUAGAUGGAAAAAUUGGACCACCCGAACUGAAGAUCAGAGAGAAGGAAAACCAAGUCAUUGUUACUGUACUUCACCCUUUAAUUCCUAUAAGUGGAGAAGAGCUUGAAGCUAAUUACGAUUAUGAAAAUGGCUGUUACACAUUCAUAUACAGUGUGUAUGUGAGAGUGGAUGAAAAUGAGAACCUGUAUAAAAUCCACAUGAAUUCAGAUGAUGAUUGCAACGAGACUGAGUGCCAGUUAACUCUUCCAUUGUCCUCGGAGGAUUCUCAGUUCUGUGCCUCAGCAAAAGGAAUCUUAGAUGCAUUGGGUAUUACAACCGAAAAGUCAAAAGAAAUUUGUAUUACCAUUUCUGAUAACGGUACUAAAGAUAAUACCUGGAUUCUAGUUGUUGCUACUUUCCUGAUCUUUCUAGUACUUAUCCUAGUAUCAGUCUUGUGUUAUAUUAAGAAGAUUAAUCCAUUUAAGAGAAAAAGUACAAUGUUGCCCAAGUCCUUGCUCUCUGUCGUAAGAAAUGCCACUUCAGACACAAAGCCUGAAUCAAAAUAUGUAUCGCUCAUCACAUCAUACCAGCCAGUUGUAUCUGAAAAGGAGGUGAUCUGUGAGGAACAGUUGUCUCCAUCAACAAAUCCAGGCAUGCAUACUGAAGACAAUCCAGAAAAAGAAGAACCCAGAGAAGAACUUUUUAGUGUAACAGAAGUGGUGACUACUGAAGAAAAUAUUUCUGACAUGGCAUCUGGCAGCCUGUUGACUCCAGUAGAGGGAGAGAAUUCUUCUCACUUCAGCAGUAACCAGUCUGAAGCCUGCAGCAUCACUUUAAACUCAUAUCACUCCAGAAAUGGUUCUGAUAGUGGCCAUGUGGAAUCAGGUAGCUUCUUAUCUGACUCAGAAUUCCUCCCAAAUAAUAAAACUGAAAUAAAGACAGAAGGGCAAGAGCCUGUCACACUGAGAAACGCCCCCACCUCUUUUGGUUAUGAUAAACCACACGUGCUAGUGGAGCUGCUUGUGGAGGAUAGUGGUAAAGAGUCCUUGAUUGGUUAUAGACUCACAGCAGAUGCCAGAGAAUCAUCAUGAGCUCAACUAAGAUGCACCAACUUGAAGUCUCUGAUUUUCUUGGACAGUUUUUCUGCUUUGAUUUCAUGAAAAGAUCAAGAUCUCAGAAAGUAUAUCUUAGUUGAUGUAUGAAGCAAAUGGAGUGUCUUUGUUCAGAUAAAAGCAUAAAGAGGCUGUUUGGCCUUCUCACUUUUGGCCUGACAACUACAAAGACUCUUGGUUAAAAAAACAAACAAACCAUGAUAGGUGAUGAACCUUUCAUCUAGACAGGUUAGUACUAACAGUGAACAUUCUGCAGUACCCCUGCUUCCUUUGCGAGCAGGUGAUGCUCCAGGUUCCUUUCUAGCCACUUCAAGAGAGAGAAUGGUUUUUUUUCCCUGUUCUGUGCCUUUGUAUGAUGUUUGUAAAUUAUGUAUUCAGUUCUAAAUGCUUAAUUUCAGAAGAAAAUUCAGCAAGCUUUUCAAAACUGGACUUUAAAUCUAAUUGAGACUAAUAGAACCAAUACAGCAUGUAAGUAGAAACAUGUAAAUAUUUUUCAUAAAACAUUACAUUUACUUUUAAAUAAAGUAUUUUUAAAACUCA
Molecule: messenger RNA, 2034 nt
Organism: Carlito syrichta (Philippine tarsier)
Lineage: Eukaryota; Metazoa; Chordata; Mammalia; Primates; Tarsiidae
Gene: IFNGR1
Product: interferon gamma receptor 1
Exons: 7
Coding region: 43-1473 (476 amino acids)
Biological process (GO): type II interferon-mediated signaling pathway
Cellular component (GO): membrane
Molecular function (GO): cytokine receptor activity; cytokine binding
Source: RefSeq, a predicted model, not a curated record